This is a messenger RNA of Haliotis rubra (blacklip abalone), 876 nucleotides long. RefSeq lists its product as uncharacterized. The coding region runs from base 220 to 876 and encodes 218 amino acids. The record is from RefSeq and is a predicted model, not a curated record. The transcript has 2 exons. Lineage: Eukaryota; Metazoa; Mollusca; Gastropoda; Lepetellida; Haliotidae.
UUGGACAAGGUCUCUUGCUAACUGCCGUUGCUUUGAGGAGUUAUUUGGUUCCACAGUUUUCUCUUGGUCUGGGUUCUUCGAGCCGUGACAAGAUGUGGAGAACAGGCGUUGUUCUCGGUCUGAUGGUGAUUCUGGGGGUGGUGCUGGAGACAGAGUCCUUCUUCCUCUACAACAAGAUGAAGAGAAGGAUGAAGAGGGAGCUUCCACACGAAGACAAACAUGAUAAUGAUACAGAACACCAUACGGAACGAGAGAUCAUCUCCAUUCCUAAAGGACAUGACGACCACGAACAUCAAAGUAAUACAAGUAGCGAAAGUCACCACAGUCAUCACAGCAGCCACGAAAGUCAUGGAAGUAGCGGUCACCAUAGCAGCAGCGAAAGUCAUGGAAGUAGCGGAAGUCACGAAAGUCAUGGUCACCAUAGCAGCAGCGAAGGUGAAGUGUAUCCUGGUCGACAUAGAGGACACCAUGAUAGUAGCAGAAUUGAAGAGCAUCAUGGUCGACAUGGCAGACACCAUGAUAGUAGCGGAAGUGGAGAGCAUCAUGGUCGACAUGGCAGACACCAUGAUAGUAGUGGAAGUGAAGAGCAUCAUGGUCGACAUGGCAGACACCAUGAAAGUAGUGAAAGUGAAGAGCAUCAUGGUCGAUAUGGCAGACACCACGGAAGUCAUCAUAGUAGCGAAAGUGAAGAGCAUCGUGGUCGACAUGGCAGACAUCAUGAAAGUGAAGAAAGUGAAGACAGACAGCAUCAUGGUCGACAUGGUCGACAUGGCACACCAUGAUAGAAGCGGAAGUGAAGAACAUCAUGGUCGAUAUGGCAGACACCAUGAUAGUAGCGGAAGUGAAGAGCAUUAUCAUAUGACAGACACCACAUAG